Messenger RNA from Diaporthe citri, 897 nucleotides. RefSeq lists its product as uncharacterized. Gene Ontology annotation, molecular function: monooxygenase activity; iron ion binding; heme binding. The record is from RefSeq and is a predicted model, not a curated record. The coding region runs from base 1 to 897 and encodes 298 amino acids. Lineage: Eukaryota; Fungi; Ascomycota; Sordariomycetes; Diaporthales; Diaporthaceae. The transcript is spliced from 2 exons.
AUGAUCAUGAGACAUGUUCAUGCGCUUUUCGACAGAUUGUCGUGGUUUGCCGCGUCCCAGAAGACCGUGGACCUCGGUGCCGCCUUUAUAGCAUUCGUGCGAGAUGUUGGCAACGAGUAUACAUUUGGAAAGCAUUACAAAGAUCUUGGAAAGGAGGACUUUGAUGUCGGCAUGGUGGUCGCCGCUCAGGCUGGCGGUCUCUUGUGGCGUAUCACCAAGUUCAUACGCUUCUUCGGUCCCCCCAUGCGGUCCAUCCCGCCUCGGUGGAUCAUGGCAGUCUCCGAUCCUGUCAUGAAGGAGUUCUUCCGCUUCAUGAUAAUUUCCAUGAAUGAUACCAAGAGUUUCAUGAAGGCGGCAGUAUCCCAAGAUGACGACGGUCCACGCACAUUAGUCCAUGAAAUCGUGCAGUCCAGACUUCCGCCCCCCGAGAAGUCAUUUGAGCGAAUCUUUGAUGAAAUGUCCACCACAACAGGCGCUGGGCUCGAGACUACAGCCGCGGUCAUGGGGAUCGCGGGCUUCCACAUCUACAGCGACCCCAAGAUCCUCCAAAAGCUACGGGCCGAGCUUGCUGCUGCCCCCGACCAUAACUUGGAGACGCUCGAGCAGCUUCCUUACUUGACUGCUAUUAUUAUGGAAGCCACGCGUCUAGCUCCCGGCAUAGCCUCUCGCAGUGCCCGUAUCGCCCAGGACAAGGACCUCAAUUAUGCAGACUGGCGGAUACCGGCCGGCACACCCGUCGGGAUGACCAUACACUUGCUCCACCAGAAUGAGGAAGAAUAUCCGGAGCCCAAGCGCUUCAACCCAGAUCGAUGGAUGGAUCCCAAUCCAUGGCGUCUGGGCAAAAAGACCGUUGUGCCUUUCGGGAAGGGAACGCGUAAUUGCAUUGGAAUGCAGUAA